Molecule: messenger RNA, 650 nt
Organism: Orbicella faveolata
Lineage: Eukaryota; Metazoa; Cnidaria; Anthozoa; Scleractinia; Merulinidae
Product: TNF receptor-associated factor 6-like
Biological process (GO): regulation of apoptotic process; signal transduction; regulation of canonical NF-kappaB signal transduction
Cellular component (GO): plasma membrane signaling receptor complex
Molecular function (GO): ubiquitin protein ligase binding; zinc ion binding; tumor necrosis factor receptor binding
Source: RefSeq, a predicted model, not a curated record
AGUUUUAUACUAACAGAGACUAAUUGAAUAAAUUACAUCGUACGUGUAAGUAAUUGUGGUUGCAAAGUAUGGAGGUUUGGCCUUUCUUCGUCAAGAGAAAGGGAUGGGACGGUUUCAUUUGUCUCGUUUUAGUUUUCUAACAUAUUUACAGUACUUCAAAGAGUAGCAGCUUGUGUGAGACGGUCACACAAUCCCAGCGACACUAAAUAUGAGACUUGAGGUGAGGGUUUAGUUUGACCCCAGGAAGCUUUCUCUUUCAAGUGAUAAUUUACAACAUGGCGGGUACUAGCGUUCACAGAAAUCGGUUACCUUCAGGUUAUGACGAGGACUUUGUGAAUGCAGUUGAAGAUGAAAAUCUCUGUUUAAUAUGUCAUUUGCCACUCAAGGAACCAUUUCAAACGAGAUGCGGUCACAGGUUUUGUAAAGAAUGCCUCGAGGAACAUUUUAGAAGGCAAGGAGCUCAAGAAAAACCUAUAACUUGUCCCGCCGACAGGGAGGGUCUGGACCGAGACCGGGAUGUUUUUCCUGACAAGGCAACAGAAAGGAAGAUUCUUUCUUUUGCCAUCAAAUGUCCAAGCGAUGGUUGUCAAUGGACUGGUGAACUGAGAAGCAAAGAGGUAAAAAGCCUUUUCUACUUAAUGGCUUUAUAG